Messenger RNA from Arctia plantaginis, 252 nucleotides. The record is from the annotation of a GenBank genome assembly. Lineage: Eukaryota; Metazoa; Arthropoda; Insecta; Lepidoptera; Erebidae.
AUGGAUAAAGAAGACAGUAUUCGCUUAAUACAACUUUACGGAAGCUUCAAAAUGUUAUGGGAUUCGAAAGAUCCAGAUCAUUUAAAUAAAAGCAAGCGAGAAGAUUGCUGGAGGAAGAUCUCUAAGGAAAUGAAGUUACCUAUACCCGAGUUGAAAAAGAAACUUGACUCAUUGACAGGUUCAUACCGACGCGAAAAGUCAAAACAGAGAAAAAGUAAUAUCACUGGUUCAGGUAAGGAUUCUUUUAUUUAA